CGUUCUGCAUAAUAUCAACCAUAACAAAGCACUUCAUUCCUGAGGCGGGGUAAGCUGUUCACCUGUGUGUGUUAUGAAGGGGACAGUGUAUUUACUUACUUUACACUCGUGAAACACGAUCUUGUGGGAUUAAAAUAGCUCACCAUGGUUUGGGAUUUUAUAACUUCGCGAAGCUGUAGUGAGCUUUGAAAUAUUUAUCAUGAGCUUGUACAUUGAGAACACUCAACUUGCGGAAAGAGACUUCCUACCUUCCGCGACUGACUCGCGACUGAGAUAAUAGUAACACAAGCAGGACUUUGUGAGGAGACAUGAAUAGCUGCAAUCAUCUGGCUGUCAGCCCAGCUCGACACAACCGCUUUGUAAAGUCGUUUGUGAACAGGUUUUGAUGGGGACAGAGUUUUGCCUUUCAUGGGAGGAGUCCUAAUGUAAUGCAGGUGAUGACGAGUUCUGCUCUGUUAUCACGAAUAUCCUAGGAGCUAUGGAUGAUGUGGUCAAUAAACAAGACUAUAACUUGUCCAUGGAGUUACAAUUUGGAGCUAUGCAAGUUUUCUGUAUUGUUAGGCAUUAGGCGGGAGUAAUAUGUACACAUAGUUGUAAAGGGACACUCAAGCACGCGUGCAAACAUGCACAUGCACUCACCCACCCACACACAAUAUCAGAGAUGAGUCAGAAAGAUGGGCAGGCAGGCAGGCAGGCAGACCUACAGACAGACAGACACCGAGUGAAUUUGCGAUUAGACUUCUUCGUGAAAUAAAAGCAGUCCCGGAAGCUUUAUUUCAGGGGUAUGCGAAGUUCGCCAGCACCGCCGCGACGACAACAUCGUUGUGCACAGGACUGGUGGCUGGUCUGCGCGACUUGUCGCGAUGUAAACUGCAGUGUGACUGUCAAAGAUAAAAUUCCGAACACCUCACAACAAGCUGAACAAGCAGUGCACGCCUCCUGUUGGCCUCAAGACGCCCGAUGACUGUUAAAGAAACGCAAACGUGUCCGGGGAAGUCGUAGCGGCAAAUCCGAAAUUUGUUGUCAUGGCAGAGACUGUGUGACCCUCGGUUACUGUUUCAAAACUGAACAGAUUCCCUUUUUCACCAAAAAUACUUAUCUGUGUAAAUCUUUCAUCAACAAUACGACCUGCAAAGUGAAUCUCCAGGAAAGACUUUCAAAGUGCAGCAAAGACUCACUCUGAGGGUCAGGGGUCAUGUGCUGUGGAACUAUUACUUCCCUAGAGGUUAAAGGUCAGGCGUGGGAGUAUCAACAUUUCUAUAGUCAAAAGUCAUGCGUGGGAGAGUUGCGUGGUCCAUUUUACGAAGCAGCAUUUGUUGCAGAGCAUAAAUAAUUACAGGAAGCACAGUUUAACAUAAACGAUGGUAAAGAAAACAAUUGAAAACACCCUGAAGAAAGAGCACUACCCUACAGAUGUUAAGCGUCUGACAGAAGUGUAUCAACAUCAAGAGAAACGACGCUGCAAAAAUAUUAAGUACAUAAUAAAGAAACUAAAGAAAAAUGCGAAAGUGGAAAUGGAGAGGAGAAAGAAAAAUGCUUCAGAGAUUUCUGUCGGAGUCAUGCUGAGAUGCUGUACCCCAAGAUUGGGGAGCAGGCGUAUGCUGUACCACCCUUCCAGAUUCACUCCAGCAAAACCUCCGAAACAACCGUUGGCACUUCUAGAAUUCUCCAGAGCAGUGAGUCCGAGAGUGAUUUUCGAGGAUUGACGGGUCAGAGAACGGUUGGACAAAGAUUUAGGGCCCUGAACCGCACAUUUGAAAAAUCUUCAAGAGAAAAAUGCAUGUUUAUUAUAAUAGAUUAUGUCAUGGACAACUUUAUGCGGAGGUUCUACAAGACAAAUUCUAAAACCUCGAGGCCAUCUCUGGAGGACUUCUUCAAGGAUUCAAUAACAGGUAAAUGGUGGGUUGGAUGUCCAGACGAUUCAGAUGAAGAAACGAAAUCUGCUGGGACAAGAAGUAAUCAAGAUCUGAUAGUAUUGCAUGAAGAUAAGGGUCUUCUCUUCGUACAGAUCAAAUCAGUACAGAAAAAUAAGACCACGACAGAUGAAGCUGUAGUGAAGUCAAUAAAAGAUGGACAAAAACAGCUUCUACAAGAUGUCAGUGUUCUAAAAAAGUGUCUACGAAAGUCUACCCCACAGAGCGUGACAAAGGUGCUGGCGCUUCCGAACCUGAGAAAACAAGACCUUCACAGUAUAAAACAGAUAAAAGGAUUGGUCGGCAAGGACGUUAAGCUUCUUCUUGCUGACCAUCUGUCUGGUGAUGAAGAUUUUGGAGUGUGGUGGGAAGAGCUGGAUAAAAAAAGACUCGGUUCUGAUAAAAUCAAAGAAAUCGUUGGCAGAUACCUAGGGCUUUUUUCAACACCUCAACAGCUCCAAGCAGUAAACGAACGCCAUCAUGUCAGGGACCACUGUGAUGCCCUCCUGUUUACUGGCAGACUCUUCAAGCGCCUCAUAUUUACACAGAAGCAGAUAGACAUAUUGGAAGAACACGACAACACCGAAGAACGUAUACAUAAGCGGUCCUCCAGGAUCAGGAAAAACUCUGAUGCUCAUACAGCGAUCCAAACUCUUUCUGAACUCAGAUCCGAAACGGUCGUCGUCUUGACGCAUAUCGAGGGAGAGAAGGCAGAGCUGUUGGAGAAUUCAUCGUUCAAACUUUAACAAGGGAUAGCAAUGUAGGAGAAGGAAGGUUGUACACCUGGCUUUGGACAUAAGUGAUAAGGAUGACUGCCAACAUCAACUUAAAAAAUUCAAAAAAGGGAUGAAAGUAAUGUUUAUCAUCGAUGAAAUGUUCUCCCACCGAAACUGGGAAUCGAUCCUCCAAGCGCUUCAUCAGCAAAGUCAUUGUUUCUGGUGUGCUGGAAUAGACCCUGAAUUUCCUUUCAAGGGAAUAAAUUGCACAACCGAAGAGCUUACGUCCAUACUACGUUGUCCUCCGUCUGUCAAGAAAGUCCUUUCACAGGUCGACUGGGAGAAAAGUCGCAGAUCGCAAGGCGGGUGUUACAACUCCGAGUCGGAGGUAACCGAGAGGGGCACGGAGGGACCUAUCCCACUGUGCAUCAGACACGAAAAGCAUGUAAAGUAUUCAGAACAGAAACCGAUUCAACUGUCCCGAAUGCGCAGAAGAACUUGUUGAUAUUUUUCAGGAAAAAACUGAAGCUGAUUCACACUGAAAAAUCGUCAACAGUUCGCUUGCCAUGCAGCAUCGUCAUCCUGUACAACAUUCCCCGUAAUGAGUACCAGAAUACUGAGUCUCGCCAAGUAGAGAUAACAAAGACAAAUUUUGACAAGUACAGUAAAACUUUAUCAGAGUGCACAUUUCUAGGCAAGUUACAAGAAAAUCUACAAAAUGUUGAAGUUCAUACUGUUUUGAACUUUGAGGAAGGUUUCAUGAAAGGACAUAAAUGGGACGAAAUUCUUUUCACCUGGGUGGACACUUUCCAGGGACUGGAAAGAGACAUUGUUGUUUAUCUGCCGGGUGAUGGAAAGAUACCAAGAUCAGAAACUAAAACUGGUGAGAGACCCGUUCCUGGUGUGCGAAAGACACCCAAAGAAUCUGAUACCGGGAAAAAAUCGCAGGCAUCUACAAGCCAGCAUCAUUCACCACACGUAGAGCCCUCACCUCGUGAGAAAAUGAGAAAAAGAAAGAGCCCUUCGCCUUCAAGCCGCGGCCAUCCCAAGGUUUCCAAACAUGACCAUAGGGCUCUAGAGCCUGAGACGACACGACAGUCGCACAAAUCUGAAGUCAAACAACCGCCUACAAAACAGGUAGAGACUUCAGACCGUUGGAUGAGAAACAGAGUACCAAGCCCAAAACGUCAUCCUUCAUCUCAAGCCUUCCGACAUGGGCCAAGGCCUUGAAACUGAACCCGAACCCCAACCAUCUACAAGCCAGGAGCGAGUGCAGAGUCGCAAACCUCAAGAUCGACCAGAGACUUCAGACCGUAAGUUGAGAGACAGAAAACGUGGCCCUGGAUCCCCAGGGGAUCAGCAGGAACCAAAACCGAAGAAAAACCGACCAGAGUCUGAGAUCGAACCCCAGUUACAAGCCUCUACAAGUCAGAACCAUUCUGUUCAGUAUGGUAUGGCAUCAAUGAUGUUCAACGACGAUGACAUCCAGAGGUACAGCCAAUGGGAUCAGACCAACCUCUUCCUCGCCGCCUCCAGAUGUUGCGCUCAACUCAUUAUGAUUGUUCCUUAACUAAGGUGCUGUUGUGAAGGGAUGACUACUUAAAAGUAUGAAGAGGGUAGUUGGCAAACAUUCAGUACUAUGCACCUGCUUGGUAGGAACCUGUUGAUGGUGACAUUUAAGCGAGUGACCAAAUUAAAACUAUUUUGUGGUUAGAAAGCAGAUUUCAAAAUUAGAAGCAUGCUAAAGAUUUGAUGAUAGUUGCUCUAUUGUUGUCGUGCAAGACUUUGAAUAACUUCUAUGCAGAUGUCUAUGCAAAAAUUGCAACUAAUCUACAAAGAGGAUUUAGCAAGGUGUGUUUCUUAAUAAUUCUUAUAAGAACGCUCGAGUAAACAUUGCGCACAUAACAUUCAUUAGCUUGGACGAUUAGUAACCGUGUAGUCGUCUUUAAGAAUAUUUUUAUUUAGUCUCGACAUUGAUUGUUAAUGUAUUUUAUAGUGUUGUUGUUGAGCUUUUCAAUCAUUAUUAGUGACUCACACGUGUAAAACUCUUGAAGAAAAAUAAUUGUGUUUUGCUAUGAAACGUGUUAUCAGGUUUUAUUAUGCAAUGUUCUCUCCCCUCCCGUCUGCAAAAGACAGACUCGUACGUGUGUGGAUGCUUGUGUAUGGAUUGGGCUGUCGGAAAAGUCAAAAGGUAUUUUUCUCUUUUUCUAAGGGCAUUAAUUUAUAUUAAAAAAACAACGAUCAACAAAUGAUAUUUUGUCCGUUUUAUUCAAUAACUCUUUGGCAAAGAGACUUCAUAAUUCAAGAUGUUGAUUUACAGCCUCAUCUGAACUGAUUAUACCACAUAAAGAGUUUUGAUGGAAGCGAACAAGUCGAAGUCUGAGGUGCAAGGUGAGGCGAGUAUGGUGGGUGUGGCAACACUUCCCAUCCAAACUCCAGUAACUGUUGACAGGUGAUCAGAGUUGUGUGUUUUCUCCUUUACGAUUAACCAGCGCUGGAUCUUUCUAGAUGAUGGAUUCGUUGAAAUUGCCGACAGUCUACAUUCAAAUUGUUUGGUCCUUGAUGAGGAGCUCCCACCAACCGAGAGCAUAACCUUCCUCUGUUGAAUGUCUACUUUCUAUGCCUACAUCAUCACCUUGGGACCAAGACCAUCUGACCAUCACUUUGUUGUAAACAAUCCACUUGCUCAUCCCUAGUUAUCAGACACUUCAAAAAAAAAGAUCGUUUUCUUCAAGUUGUUGUAGAGCAGUGUGAGCGGAAACUUUAUAAACUUUUCACAAUUAAUGAAGCGUUCUUCCCUUUACGGAAGUAAAACUUUAAAAUAUGGCGAACAUGAACAGCUUGGUCUGACAUCUUCAGCUUAGAAUAACUCUAGUUAUUCCAAAAAUGGACUAGCUCCGUUUAUUGCAAAAAUAUAUUCUGACUUUUCCGACAACCCAACAUGUGUGUGUGUGGGUGUGUGUAUGUGCUCGUGCAAAUGUGUGUGUGUGUGUGUGUUUAUACAUUGGAUUUAGCUUCAAGCUCAAACUUGCUGCAAUAUACGAUUUAUCAUUCUUGUUACUAUUCACAAAAUUGUUGUUGUUGUUGUUGUUGUUGUUGUUGUUGUUACUCGCAAAACAUUCAGUUAUGCACUUGAAUCGUUUUGCAUCUCCUAACAGUAAGAUGUAUACAUAUAUCAAAACAUACAUAUUUAAAAAUAACGAUUAUUUUUAAUUCAUGUGAUAUUAUCAUAUUUUGGGAAGUUCUAAUGUUUUUUUCAAAACAUUUAAUCAGAUGUGUUUGAUUUGACUUGGGAGACUUUUGUGAUCGAUACUAUUUUCUCUGUUUAUAUUUAUUUACAAAGGAGAUGUAACAAAGGAAAGGUUGGAAAUACACAGUCAGAACCUCA
This is a messenger RNA of Pomacea canaliculata, 6017 nucleotides long. RefSeq lists its product as uncharacterized. The transcript has 10 exons. The coding region runs from base 1568 to 2659 and encodes 363 amino acids. The record is from RefSeq and is a predicted model, not a curated record. Lineage: Eukaryota; Metazoa; Mollusca; Gastropoda; Architaenioglossa; Ampullariidae.